UCUUCGUCGUGUUCAAUUUAGGUUGACGUGAUAUUCGCCGAAAUCCUUCGAACGACACGCGGCUCUUCAUCUUUCGCGAUUAGCGUCUGAUUCCAGACCGUCGUUUUGCCUGUCGAGAAGAACUCUGAACAUCUAGCACAAUGGUGAACUUCACGGUCGACGAAAUUCGCGUGAUGAUGGAUAGGAAGAAGAACAUCCGAAACAUGUCCGUAAUUGCCCAUGUGGAUCACGGUAAAUCUACCCUCACGGACUCUCUAGUCUCGAAGGCGGGUAUCAUCGCCGCAUCUAAGGCAGGAGAGGCGCGAUUCACGGACACACGUAAGGAUGAACAGGAACGUUGCAUCACCAUCAAGUCAACUGCCAUUUCCAUGUACUUCGAGUUGGCAGAAAAGGAUUUGGCUCACAUCACGGGCGCAGAUCAACGUGACAAGGAAACAACAGGUUUUUUGAUCAAUUUGAUCGAUUCACCCGGCCACGUUGACUUUUCAUCCGAAGUUACCGCUGCACUGCGUGUCACGGAUGGAGCCCUCGUUGUUGUGGAUUGCGUUUCCGGAGUAUGCGUGCAGACCGAAACUGUGCUCCGUCAAGCUAUUGGUGAAAGGAUCAAGCCGGUACUUUUCAUGAACAAGAUGGACCGUGCUUUGCUUGAGCUGCAAUUGGAUCAAGAAGAACUUUACCAAACCUUUCAACGUAUUGUGGAGAACGUCAACGUUAUCAUUGCCACCUAUGGUGAUGACUCUGGGCCGAUGGGUGUGAUUUCGGUGGAUCCCAGUAAAGGCAGUGUUGGAUUUGGUAGCGGCCUCCACGGUUGGGCCUUCACACUGAAACAGUUCGCCGAGAUGUACGCGGAGAAGUUCAAGAUCGAUGUCGGAAAGCUCAUGUCUAAACUUUGGGGAGAAAACUUCUUCAAUGCGAAGACGAAGAAGUGGGCCAAGCAAAAGGACGCCGACAACCAACGCUCCUUCUGCAUGUAUAUCCUGGAUCCCAUUUUCAAGAUUUUUGAUGCCAUCAUGAAGUACAAGAAGGAAGAUACCGAGAAACUUCUGGAGAAAUUGAACAUCACGUUGAAGGGAGACGACAAGGACAAAGAUGGCAAACAGUUAUUGAAGGUCGUGAUGAGGACAUGGCUUCCGGCUGGAGAUGCCUUGCUUCAGAUGAUAGCCAUUCACCUUCCGUCUCCAGUGACUGCGCAGAGAUACCGUAUGGAAACACUGUACGAGGGUCCCCAUGACGACGAGGCCGCAAUGGCCAUCAAGAAUUGCGAUGCUGAAGGACCACUCAUGAUGUACAUCUCCAAGAUGGUACCGACAUCCGACAAGGGCCGUUUCUACGCAUUCGGUCGUGUUUUCUCUGGAAAGGUUUCCACUGGCCUGAAGUGCCGGAUCAUGGGGCCGAACUACACUCCUGGCAAGAAGGAAGAUUUGUAUGAGAAGUCCAUCCAACGAACCAUCCUCAUGAUGGGUCGCUUCGUCGAAGCCAUUACCGACGUACCCGCAGGUAACAUCUGUGGUUUGGUUGGCGUGGAUCAGUUCUUGGUGAAGACGGGAACUAUCUCAACAUUCAAGGAUGCGCACAACUUGAAGGUGAUGAAGUUCAGCGUUUCACCGGUCGUGCGUGUUGCCGUCGAGGCCAAGAACCCGGCUGACUUACCCAAGCUUGUUGAAGGAUUGAAGCGUUUGGCCAAGUCCGAUCCUAUGGUCCAGUGCAUCAUUGAAGAAUCUGGCGAGCACAUCAUCGCUGGAGCUGGAGAACUCCAUUUGGAAAUUUGCUUGAAGGAUUUGGAAGAAGACCACGCCUGCAUUCCGAUCAAGAAGAGUGACCCUGUUGUGUCCUACAGAGAAACAGUCAGCGAAGAGUCAGAUCAGAUGUGCUUAUCGAAAUCACCGAACAAACACAACCGACUCUUCAUGAGAGCCGUUCCGAUGCCCGACGGGCUUGCCGAAGAUAUCGACGAUGGUAAAGUGAAUCCUAGGGACGAAGUGAAAACUCGUGCUCGCUACUUGAGCGAAAAGUUUGAGUACGAUGCGACGGAAGCUCGUAAAAUCUGGUGUUUCGGUCCUGAUGGCACUGGCCCGAACAUCUUGGUCGACUGCACCAAGGGAGUGCAAUAUUUGAACGAAAUCAAGGAUUCCGUCGUGGCUGGAUUCCAGUGGGCCUCGAAAGAAGGUGUUUUGGCCGAGGAAAACAUGCGAGCAGUUCGUUUCAACAUCUACGAUGUGACACUCCAUGCCGACGCAAUUCACCGUGGUGGCGGUCAGAUCAUCCCAACUGCACGUCGUGUGCUUUACGCCUGUGUGUUGACAGCGAAACCAAGAUUGAUGGAGCCGGUCUACUUGUGCGAGAUUCAGUGCCCUGAGCAAGCUGUUGGUGGAAUCUACGGAGUGCUGAAUCGUAGACGUGGACACGUUUUCGAAGAAAGUCAAGUCGCUGGCACACCGAUGUUUGUCGUGAAGGCGUACUUGCCUGUCAAUGAGUCCUUCGGUUUCACGGCCGAUUUGCGUAGCAACACUGGUGGACAAGCGUUCCCGCAGUGCGUCUUUGACCACUGGCAGGUGUUCCCGGGAGACCCAUUGCAAGCUGGCAGCAAGAUUUACGACGCAGUCCAGGAUAUUCGUAAGCGCAAGGGAAUGAAGGAAGGUUUGCCAGACCUGACAUCUUAUUUGGACAAAUUGUGAAACAUCUUCGGGGGAAAAAGGAAUGCAAAACUUGCGUAAUGAACCUCACUGUUACGCAAGAAAAUUCUUUAAAAUAUGUUGAGGGACAGAAAUGAACCAAGUGAGGAAUGAAA
Messenger RNA from Notodromas monacha, 2788 nucleotides. NCBI's taxonomy places the organism in Eukaryota, Metazoa, Arthropoda, Ostracoda, Podocopida, Cyprididae. The record is from the annotation of a GenBank genome assembly.